AUGCUUUACAUUGCUCGGGCGCUCCUUAAUGCGCGUGUUGCCGAUGCCGUCGACUGCGCCGUUGGAUUGCUGGCUGACGCUGCCAUUCUCUUGGAAGCCCGUGAUAAGGUGAUCACAACCGGCAAGAACGAAGUCCUUGACUUUGGUGAGCUGAGCGGCGUGGCCGACUCGCCUGACAAGGCCACUGAUGAUUUUUUCGCCACCGAGUCGUGUGAAGAGCCUCUGAUCAACUCGAGCAUCUUCGCCAUGUCGAUGGGCUACAACCGUGGUAGACAUUAUGGUGGAUCGAUCUCUGGUCUUUGGGCUAUCAUGAAAUCAGCCUUUAUCUUCGGCUACUCCAUUGGUACUGAUACCUCUGCGAUGUCUGACCGUCUGUCGUUUGUCUUUGCUGAAGUGACUGCCUCUGCUGAGGCCUCGGCCUCUGCCGGUCCCCAUAUCGAUGAGAUUCGCAUUGUCAAGGGCUGCAAUUACGGCUGUCUCCGCCAGAAGACCAUCAUUGAAGAUAAUGAUCCGGUGGAUUCCAGUCCGUGCAUGGUUGUCGGGAACGAUCUCGACCGAUUUGCCGCUACAAGCUGGCCGACGCCUUCUUCUGCCACGUCUACUACAACCCUGGUGGUGGUGAGCAGAUGGCCGCCAUUGCCGGUCUUGACUGUGUCUGCCACGACUGGGUUUAUCUUGGUCCUGAUGUGGUGUGCGGUGAAGACCCUGGCCGAGUUGUACGCGCGUAUGAUCGGUUCUAUGAUGUGGUAUCGCAACAACGACGCCUACAACCCCGCUGCUCUCUGCCUUCUCAACACCCACUGGUGGCAGCUCGCCAACUGCCGCCACAGACCCGUCACUCUGCUGGGCCGAACCGACCACGGCGUGGCUGCGGCUAUUGCCCCCAUUAUACUGGAAGGCCGACCUGAGCUGGAGCACUUCCGUGCCAGUGGCACUCGCGUCGAGCAUAGUGAGGAUCCCUUCUCUAGCGCCGAGAACCGUCUCAAGGAUUUACUUGCCUCAAAGUACCUGCCGGAAACUCGAUCCGUCGUCGGAGCACCUGGUCAACCCGGUUAUCGCCUACUGCGGGGAGGUGACAGCCUGCCCUCGAAGAGCAAGUACGUCGGCAACGUCCUCACUGCUCAGUUGGCCUACCCUCAGGGUUAG
Messenger RNA from Penicillium argentinense, 1146 nucleotides. RefSeq lists its product as uncharacterized. The coding region runs from base 1 to 1146 and encodes 381 amino acids. The record is from RefSeq and is a predicted model, not a curated record. Lineage: Eukaryota; Fungi; Ascomycota; Eurotiomycetes; Eurotiales; Aspergillaceae. The transcript has 4 exons.